GAAGAAGAACGUCCUGAGCGCCAAAUCAUCUUGGAUAGAUGCUUUUCAACAGGUCGAUUGGUUCGACGAUAUUGGGCUUCAUUGGGUCUAUGGUUUCCCCUUUUUGUUCUUAUUGAUAUUGUCAUUGAAUUUGUUUUAUUAAUAUUGUGA
This is a messenger RNA of Loa loa (African eye worm), 150 nucleotides long. RefSeq lists its product as hypothetical. Lineage: Eukaryota; Metazoa; Nematoda; Chromadorea; Rhabditida; Onchocercidae. The transcript has a single exon. The record is from RefSeq and is a predicted model, not a curated record. The annotation marks the transcript as partial.